Molecule: messenger RNA, 2207 nt
Organism: Pelobates fuscus (common spadefoot toad)
Lineage: Eukaryota; Metazoa; Chordata; Amphibia; Anura; Pelobatidae
Gene: DPEP1
Product: dipeptidase 1
Exons: 10
Coding region: 1-1239 (412 amino acids)
Biological process (GO): proteolysis
Cellular component (GO): plasma membrane
Molecular function (GO): metallodipeptidase activity
Source: RefSeq, a predicted model, not a curated record
AUGGCUAUGAUGUGGGCUUUGCUUGUCCUGCUUUGUAAGUCUAUCGUACUGGUGGCUGCAAAUGAUUACCUACAGGAAGCUCUAGAAGUCAUGAACAACUCUUUUGUCAUAGAUGGGCACAAUGAUUUGCCCUGGCAGCUUCUAAGCAAGUUUAACAACCAACUCAGCAAGGUGAAUCUCAACACUCUGGAAGACACUCACACAAACAUUCCCAAACUGCAAAAAGGAAGGGUGGGUGCACAGUUCUGGGCAGCCUAUGUUCCAUGUGACACUCAGGGGAAAGAUGCCGUGAAAAGGACACUGGAACAGAUUGAUGUCGUUCACAGAAUGUGCGAAGAGUAUCCCGACGUUUUCGUUUUUGCGGACAGUGCUAAAGGGAUUGAGGACGCCUUUCAUGACAGAAAAAUUGCCAGUCUGAUAGGCGUGGAAGGUGCUCAUUCGAUCGACAGCAGUUUGGGAACCCUGCGUACCUUCUACAAGCUGGGGGUGCGAUAUAUGACACUUACACACAGCUGCAAUGCUCCCUGGGUUGACAACUGGCUUGUAGAUUCAGGACGUGACUCUGCCGAAAACAAUGGUAUAUCUGAAUUUGGGAAGAAAGUGAUCUUAGAGAUGAACCGCUUAGGGAUGAUCAUUGAUUUAGCCCACGUCUCAGUGAAAACGAUGAGAGAUGCUCUAGAGAUCUCUAAAGCCCCUGUGAUCUUCAGCCACUCGUCUGCUUACAGCGUAUGUAAGCAUGCCCGCAACGUCCCCGAUGAGGUUCUUCAGAUAGUGAAAGAGAAAAAUGGCCUGGUGAUGGUUAACUUCUAUAAUAAUUAUGUCACCUGCAGUAACUCUGCAAAUAUUUCUGAUGUGGCAGACCACUUUGACUACAUUAAGAAGGUUGCCGGUAUUGAGUCAGUUGGCUUUGGGGGAGACUAUGAUGGUGUUCCCAGGGUUCCAGAAGGCUUAGAAGAUGUCUCCAAAUACCCAGAUCUAGUGGCUGAACUAUUAAAAAGAAACUGGACCCACGAUGAGCUUCACAAAGCUCUUGCCCAGAAUUUGCUGCGUGUAUUUCGGGAAGUGGAAAAGGUGAAGAAUAGUAUGAGUUCAUCUCCUGCCACCGACGCCGCCAUUGAAUAUGAAAAGAUAAAGAGUGAUUGUCGCACAAGCUAUGGCUACGAUUAUAACACAGCAGAGCGUCAGCUCUUGGGAAAAGCAGUUCUUGUCCUGUGUUUGGCCUACACUCUUUUUUUCUGAUUGAGAAACACAGACUGAAAUCAGUUCAAUGUUUGCUCUUUCGUGUACUCAAGCAGCUCUUUACUGGGAUACUUAUUCUUUUUUCUUUUUUUUUUAAACAUAAUUUAUUAGUUUUUUCCAUUUUUUAAUACAAAAAAAAAAACCACGUAUAAAAGACAUGAAAGGACACAUGCAAAAAUGAUUAUACAAAUAUCAUCUAUGCCUGUUGACCAUACCAACAACAUAUAAACAUACAAACAUAUAUUUGUCUCUUCUAUUUCCAUACAACAAGUUUGUGGGUUUAAAUAUUGCCCUGAAUCAAGAUAUACAAUUUCCAUUAUUACAAUUCACAAUUGUGCGUAGCAUUACAUGAGUUUAAUCUCUCAUUCCAAGGAGGGUCUUUCAAGGAUCUUAAUCCAUUUAUCCCAAAUUUCACAUGUCUGCGUACUAAUGCAUAAGUUAGAGGCUAUGCCUCUUUCCAUUGUCCAUUGAGUUCUAAUAGCUUCCUUAAUUUGCUGCCAUGUAUCUAUUGUUGUCUUUUCCCAGUUUCUAGCGAUGGAUAUCUUAAAAGCAACCAGUGCAUGAAUCAAAAAGUAUUUCUUGUCUUUAGUUAAUUGCGGUCAUUUUAAAUGUAACAAUAAUAUCUCAGGUCGCUAAUUAUGUGUGAUACCCAGAAGUCUACUAAUUUCUACUAGAAAUCGAUCCCAGGCUCUCCUUAUCGGUAUACAAUUCCACCAUCUAUGCAUUUCAUCCGCUUCCUCUGCUCCACACCUCCAACAUCCCUGGUUAUCAGAGUUUGAAAACUUACAUAUCCUAGCGGGUGUCAUAUUCCACCGAUUUACCAACUUAUAAUGAGCUUCCAUAAUGUUUAAACAGUGGGCUGUGGAGUAGACAGAUUGAAGAGCCACAUUCCAUUCCUUUAUAUCGAUUUUUAUUCGUACGUCUUUUUCCUAUUUAUUUGCAUUUUAAGUGUUUUUAUAAUCUGGGAU